AUGUCUUACAGUCCGAGCUAUUACAACGCCGGAGGGCCGGGGUCGGACUAUGCAAAUUCCCCAUACGGCACCGGAACCAACACCCCAACUCGAUCAUAUCCGCAUGGAGCACCAGUUGUCUCUCGCCCCACAUGGCAAACAGAGAAGGUAGAAGAAGAGCUGGCGCUGCAUAUUAAGAAGGCUCUUUCUCCAGAGGAAACCGCUCCCAAGCAAAAGCAUGUUCGCGCCUGCAUCGUGUACACGUGGGAUAUUAAAGGAUCGGGUAGUUUUUGGAUGGCGAUUGAAACCUUCCCGGUGCUGGGGGACGAACUUGUGACUUUCAAAGCUUUGAUUACUGCUCACAAGGUUAUUCGGCAAGGGCAUCCCAACGUACUGAAGGAUGCAAUAGGCCAAACUGGAUGGUUCGACACCCUUACCCGUAGCGUACCUCCUCAUAGUACCCGAGGAUACGGCGUUCUUAUUAGAGCUUACGUCCAAUUCCUUUUGGCAAAGCUUGACUACCACCGUCUACAUCCAGAAUUCAGUGGAACCUUUGAUUACGAGGAAUAUGUAACUUUGAAAGGAGUUGAGGACCCCAACGAAGGUUUUGAAACUAUCAAUGAUCUCCUAGGUCUAUUGGAUAAGCUUGAUUCUCUUCAAAAGUUGAUCUUUGUGAACUUCAGACCUAGUUCCAAUAAUGAGGCGAGGAUAGCAGCACUCGUUCCGCUGGUUGAGGAGAGUCAUGGGAUUUACCAAUUCCUAAUCAACAUGUUGAUGGCAAUGCACAAGAUCAUUGGAUCUGUGGAAGUACUUGCUCCCCUCCGGGAGAAAUUCAAUGCUGGUCACUACGCACUUUUUCGCUUUUACUAUGAAUGCUCGACACUUAAAUACCUGACGUCGCUCAUCACGGUGCCGAGAUUAUCACAAGAUCCCCCAGACUUCCUUGCCCAGGGGCCCCCUACAUUACCACCCCGAGGAGAGUCUCCCAACAAGCAAGCGGAGAUUGAUCUUUUCAACGAACAGCAGGCCGCAUUCGAAAAGCAACUGAUUGAAGACCAACAGCGUGAAGAGCAGCGGCUGCAAGCGGAAAGAGAAUUGGAACUUGCGCGACAACGACAGCAGCAGCAGCAGCUUGAGGCGCAAAGGCAACUCGAACUGCAACGGCAACAGCUUGAAGGACAGCGACAGCAGGAGGAAUUUCGACGACAGCAGGAGGCCGAGCGGAGACGGUUAGAGGAGGAGCGCCUGCGUAUGCAACAGCAAGCAAACGCGGCAAAUGCGCAACUGGAGGGCCAGCUCUUACAACAGAGGCUAAUGAACGCGCAGAAUGAGCUGGAGCAAUACCGGAAUCAGUCAUACCGUGACCGUGACACACUAAAUCAGUAUGAGCAGAGAAUACGGGGCUUGGAACAACAAUUGUCCCAGUUGUCCCUGGGCAACCGCGAUAUGGAUGCUGCAAAGGAUGACCUUCUGCGUAGAUUACAGGAGGAACUUGCACAAUGGAAGCAAAAGUACGAAGCGCUGGCUAAGCUGUAUGCUCAGCUGCGAAAAGAACAUCUGGACCUUUUAAACAAGUUUAAAGACGUUCGGGAUUCUGCGAAUCGACAAUCGGAGCAAGCCCGAAAAGAGGUUGAGAAAGCGAAAUCAGACAUGAAAGAAAAAAGUAAUGAGGUCACAGAACUUCUCAUUGAGCGCGAUCGUUUGAAAGGGGAGGUGGAUCGGGUGCGGGCACAGUACGAAGAAGAGAUGAGUCGAUUACGCCGCGACCUGCAAGAUGCCAAGGCUUCCCUGAAUGACCUCUCUGCGUCCAAAGGGGCGGAGUUGCAAAACAUUAUUAGUCGCUUUGAAGCUGAGCGACUUGAGAUGGAGAAUCUGAACAAGGCGAAGCAGCAACAAAUCGACGAAAUGAGGCGAAGAUUGGACGAUGCAGCAGCGGAUAUACAUCGGUCAAAGGCGGUGCGUGAGAAUUUUCUCCUCUCCACUUCGCCCUUACAAGCAAUGAUAGAUUAUAAAUGGGUUUUAGGCGCAAGAGAGGACGCAGCUGUCCUGCAGGCCGGUCUUGAUCAGACGCUACUUGCUCUUGCUGCACAGCAGAGUUUCGUGAAAUUGGUGCAGACAGGUGACCACAAGGAUGCCAUUAGUUCUUCAACCAGUUUUGCACACGCCGUCUCUCAACUUCUCCACAACGCAAAGGGUGUCACACGUCUUGCUUCUGACGAUGAUCAGAUCGACGGGAUCGUCCGUACUGUGAAGACCGGGGCUCUUGGUGGUCGGUUGUUCUUCGAUCAGCUGAAGUCAGGCUCACUGAGCACGAUUGAAACCUCGCGAAGACCGGAACAUAUCGUGGGUCUUUCACGCGAAACUCAGCACCAGCUUGGACGAAUGUCCGCGCUGAUAGAGCAGCUCGUCGUCACCAAACUUGAUGACAAGAGCAAUCUGGAGGACGAAGUAGAACGUCAGAUGAAGAAUGCUGCCGACGCCAUUGAAGAGGCAGCAAAGAGGUUAGCGGCCCUUAUGAACAAACCGCGACAAGGUGCCGAUUUGGACGUGCAUUCGGCUAUCCUGGAGUCAGCUAUGGCAAUGAUGAGUGCCAUUGCGUUGCUUAUACAGCGCGCAACAGAAACUCAGCAAGAGAUCGUCGCACACGGACGCGGCUCAACUAGCACUGGGCAAUUUUACAAAAAGAACAACAAAUGGACCGAGGGACUGAUAUCAGCUGCGCAGGCCGUCGCAGCGGCAACCACAACACUGGUCGAGUGCGCCGACGGACUCAUCUCUGGCACUCAUUCAUACGAACAACUCGUGGUGGCCGCACAGGAGGUCUCCGUGGCGACAACGCAACUCGUUGCGGCAUCACGGGUGAAAUCCAUCCCCUUCUCGAAAACGCAGAUCAAACUCGAAGACGCUGCCGUUGCUGUGCGAAAGGCCACCGACCUUUUGGUCAAAGCGGCCAAAGAGGCGGCAAAACGUAAUGCGGAAUCCAAGGCCCAGGAUGACAUUGGGCGACUCAAUCGGCAUCAAUUGAAAGUGGCCGAAAUGGAACAGAAGGUUAAGAUUUUGGAGAUCGAGAAGGAGUUGCAGACUGCUCGGUAUAGGUUGGGCGAGCUUGUCAAGAAGGGAUAUAGACCUGAGGAUGAUGAAUAG
Molecule: messenger RNA, 3123 nt
Organism: Spizellomyces punctatus DAOM BR117
Lineage: Eukaryota; Fungi; Chytridiomycota; Chytridiomycetes; Spizellomycetales; Spizellomycetaceae
Exons: 7
Coding region: 1-3123 (1040 amino acids)
Biological process (GO): endocytosis; actin filament organization; clathrin coat assembly
Cellular component (GO): clathrin-coated vesicle; actin cortical patch
Molecular function (GO): phosphatidylinositol-3,5-bisphosphate binding; clathrin light chain binding; actin filament binding
Source: RefSeq, a predicted model, not a curated record